CAGAGUGAUGGUGUGUUUUGUGCAUGUUAUGUGUUGAUUACAGCUAGCGUGAAAACUUGUCUGAGUCCCUGAGAGAAGUUUUGGCAGUGUGCAGGUUUUCCAGCGUGCCCUGAUGAUGUUGCAUGUCUUGAAAUGGGGAGGGAGUCCGUUCUAAGAUUCGCAGUGGCUAUUAUUUAUUUAAGUAAGCUGAACUGAUAGACUCUUGAUAGAAGUUUUAAUUGAUAGAAGUUGGUUUGGCUAUAGAGUGACCUUUCAUGCAGGAGUGCAUGCUUUUAUAGUCGAUGCAAUAGUUUUCUGUGUUAUUUUCUGUCACGCAGAGAAAAAGCACGCAUGUUUGAUUCUUAUAGUUAAGAGUACUAGGUUGAAAAUCGUGUGAUUCUCGGCCGCCUGGUUUCGAUUCAUGGUGCAUAUUAGCAGAAGAAAGCUGCUCGAGAUCAAUAAGUUCACUUCACAUGACGAUGAGUCAACCAGCUCCGUUUCUCUGCUCCCCAGUUUUUUUUAACCUCAUCGGGGUUGAGAUUGAGUCAGACAAUAUUCCCCAUGUGCACUGUUGUGGUUGGACGAAUUUAUUUGCAGUUCUACGCACAUUCAGUACAUACUUGCUUACCUGGAUCACACUGAGUGAUUCCUAACCACAUGGUAGUUUAUGGAUAAGAUCAAAGUUGUUAAAACUACAAAAAAUGUAACGGAAGUGUAGGUGUGUCUACUGUCAGCAUGUUGGAAUCGGCCUGUCGGGACGGAUAUCUGACAGUCAGGUCGGAACCUCUAGAACCCAAGCACCUGCUUCCCAAGAGAGAGAAAACCUGCAGCGAACAGGAGACCAACUUGACCGUGGGCCAGUACGUGUUGUGUCGCUGGUCUGACGGCCUUUACUACCUGGGCAAGAUCCAGAGAGUGAGCACCUCAAAACAGAAUUGCUUUGUGACGUUUGAAGACAACUCCAAGUUCUGGGUGCUUUGGAAAGACAUACAGCAUGCUGGUGUCCCUGGGGAAGAACCCAAAUGCUCAGUGUGUUCUGACAUGUCUUUGGUUCCUGGUAAUGAAAUUCUUAUCUGUGGGAAGUGCGGAAUAGGCUAUCACCAGCUCUGCCACUUGCCCCCAGUGGAGAGCUCAGCUGACCUUUCUCCAUGGUUCUGCAGAAAGUGCAUUUUUGCUUUAGCUGUGAGAAAAGGGGGCGCUCUGAAAAAAGGGCCAAUUUCUAAAGCACUGCAGGCCAUGAAGCAGGUACUGCCCUAUAAUCCAGAGGAGCUGGAGUGGGACUCUAUGCAUCGUACGAACCAUCAGCAGUGCUACUGCUACUGCGGAGGACCCGGAGAGUGGUAUCUGAAAAUGCUGCAGUGCUUUCGCUGUGAGCAGUGGUUUCAUGAGGCGUGUACGCAGUGCCUACAAGAGUCCAUGAUGUUUGGAGAUAGGUUUUACUUGUUCAUUUGUGCGGUGUGCAAUAAAGGAGUGGAAUACAUCAAGCAGCUGGCGCUCCGAUGGGUGGAUGUUGUCCAUCUCACCCUUUACAACCUUGGAGUCCAAAGUAAGAAGAAAUACUUUGAACUGGAAGAAAUCCUGACCUUCAUCAGUAACAACUGGGACCAUUUCCAGAUGGGCAAGCUCUCCAACACCCCUCUGUCUGAACGGGGCCAGUAUAUUCUUGAUGCCCUCAACAACUAUAAAAGCAAGUUUCUUUGCGGCAAGGAGAUCAAAAAGAGGAAAUGCAUUUUCCGACUAAGGACAAGGGUCCCUCCUAACCCCCCAUCUAAGUUGUUUCCAGAGAAGGCCCAGAACAGUGAGGGCCACAGGGGCCGCAAAAAUGGGGUCAACAGAAACAGUAACUCUGUUCCUACAGAAAAGCGGAGGAAGAAGAGGUCCAAGUGGCUGCUAGAGGAUGCUAUUCCUAAUAAUGACCUCACCUCUACCUGGAGCACCAAUCAUCACAUGGCCAACAUAUUCGACUUCACGCUGGACGAGCUGCAGAGUUUGAAGAGCACCAGUUCAGGACAGACAUUCAGUAUGGACCAGGACUCCACCGAUGCAGCCAGUACUUCUGGUUCUGCCACCACCAGCGUCUCCUAUGACUUCAGGAAAAAUGUGGGCAGUCGGAAGAGGAAGUUGCCCUCCUCUAAUUACACUGCGCUGGCCACAAAACGAGAGAUGGUGGAGCGUGAGCUGAGCCCCAUCAGCAUGCCUGGAGAGGAGAGCAACGUCAUGUUGGAGAACAGCAUCGACAGCCACACCUUUGAGAGCAUCAGCGAGGACGAUUCCUCUCUGUCUCACCUCAAGUCUUCCAUCACCAGCUAUUUUGGGGCGGCCGGUCGACUCACCUGCGGGGAGAAGUAUCAGGUUCUGGCUCGUAGGAUCACACCUGAAGGCAAGGUGCAGUAUUUGGUGGAGUGGGAAGGAACUACACCUUACUGAAUAUCACAGAACAGAGGUGUGGAACAGGUGGUCUGCAAAGGAAGAUGACACCCCCCACCCCACCCCAUAGUUACUCUCUGUGUUGCUAUUCUGAAAGUCAUAGUUUCGGAGUUUUUCUUGUUUUCCACAAACCACAUAUAGUGUUUUUUUUUCUGAUUCUCUGGUCUUCUCUCAUGUGGGACAUUAAUGUGUUUUUUUGUGAAGUCAUUUGCAGUGUCCUUUUAGGGCACUUUAAACAUCACAAACAUUCAGUCUAGUAACAUAUACUAAUUUUACACAGUGUAACGUCAUUAUUAGGUAGCAGAUACAGGACAGUAUUAUACAACAUGAAGUCAUUUCAGUUUAGUUUUGGGAUUCAAACC
Carassius carassius (crucian carp) is the source of this 2768-nucleotide messenger RNA. It is a transcript of the gene phf19, whose product is annotated as PHD finger protein 19. Gene Ontology annotation, cellular component: nucleus. The transcript has 15 exons. The record is from RefSeq and is a predicted model, not a curated record. Gene Ontology annotation, molecular function: DNA binding; chromatin binding. Bases 715 to 2406 code for a protein of 563 amino acids. Lineage: Eukaryota; Metazoa; Chordata; Actinopteri; Cypriniformes; Cyprinidae. Gene Ontology annotation, biological process: regulation of DNA-templated transcription; chromatin organization.